This is a messenger RNA of Acaulospora morrowiae, 518 nucleotides long. Lineage: Eukaryota; Fungi; Glomeromycota; Glomeromycetes; Diversisporales; Acaulosporaceae. The record is from the annotation of a GenBank genome assembly.
AUGACAACGAACGAAGAGUGCACGCGGCUGCGUCAAGAAUUGAAUUCAGUUCGUUCGAUUUAUGAACAAAGAUUGCAGGAUUCCAAUACGAGAUUUAAAAGGUUACAGAGAUUCAGCGAAAAUCAAAAGCAUCAACUAGAAGAAAUUCGGCAAAAUGUGACCCAAGCAGAACAGGAAAAAACUAAAGCCAUAAAUGAUUGUAAAGCGGCAAAUGAGCGAUUAGAUAAGCUACAUUUAGAAUUAGCCUUUAUGGAAAGGAACACACUCGAACAAAUUACGAUUUUACGGUCACAAUUUCAACAGCAAAUAUUCGAAUUACAAAAUGAAUUGCAAUCUGUAAAAAUGAGCGAAUAUCAAUGGAAGAAUAAACUUACAAUAGCAGAUGCAGAGAAGGAGUCACUUAGGGCCCAACUAACCUCGAUGGAAAAUGAUGUAAAACAAUGGCAAAGCUUGAUCAAAACUACAUCGGAUAGUAAGAAUGCGGAAAUAGAUUCUUUAAAUUCGAAAGUCGAAAAUUU